AAAAAACCAAUUCUCAAGCUCCUCUGUAAAGAUCAAGAUCGAUAUCUAAGCGAGCCGCAGAGCAGGAACAGCCACCGGAGAACCACCGAAAAGAAAACGGAAAUCACCCCAAGCUCCUUCUCUCUUCUGCCCUUCUGCCCCGAAUCUUCUCUCUACCGUUGCUGUUUCUGCAUAAAUCACAGAGAGCACAAGCUGGAAAUUUCUGAGAGUUUUGUCCCUUUUGUGCGGCUGUUACAGAGAAGAUAUACAAGAAGUUUUCUGUGGUUUUGAGUAGAGAGAGUGGCUGUUUGGUUGUGAUCAAUGAAGAUGAUGAGAUCAGAGAUGAUCGGCAUGGUGGUGGGAUCCAAGUCCGGGCCCGGAGUGACGGUUGGAGAAAAGAUGACUUCAAGGACGACUGUUUUUUUUUUUGUGGCUACCGCCCUCCUUUUUUUGUAGGAUCCCCUGAAAAAUGUCUUUUGUGCGUAGGGGGUUUUGUUAUUUCUUUUAGGCUGAGAAUGGGCUAGACUUUGGUUGGGCUCCAAUCAAGACCCAACCGCUCA
Molecule: messenger RNA, 539 nt
Organism: Rubroshorea leprosula
Lineage: Eukaryota; Viridiplantae; Streptophyta; Magnoliopsida; Malvales; Dipterocarpaceae
Source: the annotation of a GenBank genome assembly